CCCUGCCAGGCUGGGUUAGGGAUGAGCCCAGCUCACCCAGCUGCUCUUGGCGAUCAGUAAAACCACCGAUCCUGCUUUUCCUGCUGAGAACAAGCCUGGAAAGGGGGAUUGUCUCUGGGAAACUCCAUUCGGGAUGGAGUGGGGGCAGCACGGAGCUGUCUUGGAUUGGGAUGCUGGGCACGGGCACAUCUGUGGAGUCUCCCCUCAGCUUCCUCUGAACUCAAUUUAAAUACCCUCAAUUCAUUUCUGACAAACCAGGUUAUUUUUCCCCCCUGGUGAUGAUCUCCAUCUGAUAGAAAACCACCUUAUCACCUUGCUAGAUAUUGAUUCUGAGGGAGUUACCAGCAAUUAUUUAAAACAUUCUCUUUUCCCUCAACUUUUUUCCAAUCUCUCCCUAUUCCUGGCCUCCAGCAGGAGAGGCACAGGCGUGGAACAGCUGCUGCUUAAGGCCAAAAAUAAAAUGAAACAUCCAGAAGGGGCACGGAGAGGCGACGGGAGCUCUGUAUCAACAGAAAGAGGUGAUUUUCCAUGGAAAUGGCCAGAAAUUGACGGAAAUGGAUUUAACCCUUGCUGAGCCCGGCCGCGCUCCCAUCGCCUAGCAACAGCACGCCAUGCCCUUAUAUGGCAACCGCGUCCGCCCACUCCCCGUCCUCCCUUCUCAUUGGUUGCGCGCCGUGUGAUUGACGUGCACACUCGCCAUUCCUCACCCUCCACGAGCCUCUCCCGCUCCCGGGGCGCGGCGCUACCCGGAAGCCGGUGCAGGAAGCGGAGGGGAGGAGCGCGAGAGACGCGUCCGCUGCGCUAACCAAUGGGAGAGGAGCUUGGGGGCGGCUCAGCCAAUGGCAGCGUGCGGGGGCGGGGCUGCGGCAGCCGGCAGCGGGCGGCUUCGGGAGGCGGCAAAGGUGGGAGCAGCGGCAAGGGGGAUGCUGCAGGUGCCGGUGCUGGAAGCAGGAUGAGUCUGGCGGCGAUGGCGAGCGAUGCCGAGCUCCAGUGGGUGUCCCUGCGGCUCCGUGUGCGCUGGGCGGCCGCGCUGGUGCUGCUGCUGAGCUCCCUGGUGAUGCUGCUGCUGCCUCUGGACAACCAGUGCCACGCCGUGCUCAAGGGCCUGUCCCUGCUGAGGAAUAAACUGGGCUCCUCGGGAAUCAGCAGGCUCACGGGACAGAGCACGGAGCUGAGCGUCACCUCCAAGGGGCUGGAGCUGCUGGUGCUGAAGGGAAAAGCAUCCCCAGAGGUGAAGUUGGAAGCCAGAGCAGCUCUGAAUCAAGCCCUGGAGAUGAAGCGCCAAGGGAAGCGGGAGAAAGCCCACAAACUCUUCCUGUAUGCCCUCAAAAUGGACCCGGAUUACGUGGAUGCCCUGAACGAGUUCGGGAUCUUCUCAGAGGAGGAAAAGGACAUCCUCCAGGCCGACUACCUGUACUCCAAAGCUCUGGCCAUCUCCCCCCACAACGAGAAGGCUCUGAGCAACCGCGGCCGGACGCUGCCCUUGGUGGAGGAGAUCGACCAGAGGUAUUUCAGCAUCAUCGACAGCAAGGUCAAGAAGGUGAUGGCUAUUCCCAAAGGGAAUUCCGCCCUGCGCCGGGUGAUGGAGGAAUCCUACUACCACCACAUCUACCACACGGUGGCCAUCGAGGGGAACACGCUGACGCUCUCCGAGAUCCGGCACAUCAUCGAGACCAGGUACGCCGUUCCCGGGAAGAGCCUGGCGGAGCAGAACGAGGUGAUCGGCAUGCACGCGGCCCUCAAGUUCGUCAACACCACGCUGGUGUCGCGCAUCGGCUCCGUCACCAGCAGGGACAUCCUGGACAUCCACCGGCGCGUGCUGGGCUACGCCGACCCCGUGGAGGCCGGGCGCUUCCGUGCCACGCAGGUCUUCGUGGGCCACCACAUCCCGCCCCACCCGCAGGACGUGGAGAAGCAGAUGGAGGAGUUCGUGCAGUGGAUGAACUCGGAGGACGCCAUGAGCCUGCACCCCGUGGAGUUCGCGGCGCUGGCGCACUACAAGCUGGUUUACAUCCACCCCUUCGUGGACGGCAACGGCCGCACCUCGCGGCUGCUGAUGAACCUGAUCCUGAUGCAGGCGGGGUAUCCGCCCAUCACCAUCCGCAAGGAGCAGCGCGCCGAGUAUUACCACGUGCUGGAGGUGGCCAACGAGGGCGACGUGCGGCCCUUCAUCCGCUUCAUCGCCAAGUGCACCGAGACCACGCUGGACAUGCUGCUCAUCGCCACCACCGAGUACUCCGUGGGCCUGCCCGAGGCGGGCGGCACCGCUGGAUGCAAACAAACCAUCCCUGUCAAGACUUGAGGGUUUUGGGCAAACUCCAGGAGCUGGUGAAGCCGUGGGAGAGCAGAACUCCAAGGCGGUCGGUGUUCCUGCUGGGAAAUGA
This is a messenger RNA of Pyrgilauda ruficollis (rufous-necked snowfinch), 2384 nucleotides long. RefSeq names its product FIC domain protein adenylyltransferase (gene FICD). Lineage: Eukaryota; Metazoa; Chordata; Aves; Passeriformes; Passeridae. The record is from RefSeq and is a predicted model, not a curated record. The transcript is spliced from 3 exons. Gene Ontology annotation, molecular function: protein binding. The coding region runs from base 809 to 2302 and encodes 497 amino acids.